Messenger RNA from Colletotrichum graminicola M1.001, 939 nucleotides. RefSeq names its product isoflavone reductase. NCBI's taxonomy places the organism in Eukaryota, Fungi, Ascomycota, Sordariomycetes, Glomerellales, Glomerellaceae. The coding region runs from base 1 to 939 and encodes 312 amino acids. The transcript has a single exon. The record is from RefSeq and is a predicted model, not a curated record. Gene Ontology annotation, molecular function: oxidoreductase activity.
AUGGCAGUUCUUGUUCUUGGAGCUGGUGAGCUGGGCAUGGCCAUGCUCAGAUCUCUCAUGGCACACCCCUCACGACCAAUAGACUCCUCCGUCUCUGUUCUCCUCCGACCUUCCACCAUCAACUCGCCAGACGCAGAAAAGGUCGAACUAAUCGCCAAAUUCAAGACCCAAUGCAUAUCCAUCGAAGCAGGCGAUCUUGUGAACGACUCUAUUCAGGAUCUCGCGGCCAUAUUUGCAAAGUACGACACAGUUGUCAGCUGUACAGGCUUUGUGGGGCCAACAGGCACACAACGACGUAUCUGCGAAGCCGUUCUGCUCGGAAAGGUGCGGCGCUUUAUUCCCUGGCAAUUCGGUGUCGACCACGAUGCCAUUGGGCGAGGGAGCCCGCAAGUGCUCUUCGACGAGAAUAUUGAUGUCAGAGACGCGCUGAGGGCGCAGAGAGAGGUGGCAUGGGUAAUCAUCAGCACGGGCCUUUUCAUGACUUUUCUGUUCGUCAAGGACUUUGGCGUGGUGGACUUUGAAGAGAAGAAGUUGCGGGCCCUGGGCGGAUGGGACAUUGAGGUUACGCUGACGAACCCCGAUGAUAUUGGCAAGAUGACGGCAGAAGUUAUCUACGACCCACGCGGUAUCCCUGAAAAUGGCCGGAAUGUGGUGUAUAUUUCGGGAGACACAGUCUCGUACAAACGCGCCGCGGACUUGGUCGAACAGAGGUUUCCGGAAAUCAAGUUUGUCAGGGAAAACUGGGACAUGGAUUGGCUGAAGGAAAAUCUACAGAAGGACCCGACCGACACUUGGAACAAGUACCGCGCCAUCUUUGGCGCAGGGAAGGGCGUCUCAUGGCCAAAGGAGGCGACCUUGAAUAGUGAGCGGGGCAUUAAGCUACAGGAUCUGGAGACAUUUCUCAGGAAGAUGGAAACCCCAGAUACGCUGAAGAUAUAG